Messenger RNA from Striga asiatica, 519 nucleotides. The record is from the annotation of a GenBank genome assembly. NCBI's taxonomy places the organism in Eukaryota, Viridiplantae, Streptophyta, Magnoliopsida, Lamiales, Orobanchaceae.
AUGGGUAAUGCGGCACUGUGUGCCCCUUCAAUCAUCUCCAACGGCGAGAUCAGGAUCUUCUCCGGCGGCAAGCUACAAAUUUACGCAAAUACCCCCGUACGAGCGGCCGAGGUCAUGCUCGAGAACCCGGGCCAAUUCCUCUGCGAAUCCGAAAACCUCAGAGUCGGGCAGCGGAUCCCGGGAAUGUGCGCCGACGAGGAGCUCCAGAAGGGCCGGAUUUACUUUCUUCUUCCGAUGGAGAUGCUCUACUCCGUGCUCACCUCCGACGAGAUGAGGGCUCUCACGCCGCACAAGGCGUGCAAGGGAACCUCCAGGCAGCCGUCCCUCACCAGCCUUUCUAAGAUUUUCCCCGAAUUUAACUGUCUUUCCGCCGGCGGUGUUGGCGGCGGUCAGGAGGCGGCGGGUUAUUCCGUUGACGGCGGUGAUGGUGCGGAGAGCGGUGGUCCGGUGAGGUAUUCGAGGCAGAGGUCGUGGCAGCCGGCUUUGGAGACUAUCGUCGAAACUCCACCCCGUGCUUGA